Molecule: messenger RNA, 781 nt
Organism: Theobroma cacao (cacao)
Lineage: Eukaryota; Viridiplantae; Streptophyta; Magnoliopsida; Malvales; Malvaceae
Product: Pentatricopeptide repeat (PPR) superfamily protein
Molecular function (GO): protein binding
Source: RefSeq, a predicted model, not a curated record
AGUUUUUGACAAUAAAGGUAAGAUUUUUAGCAAUGUUUCACUUACAGAACUUCUUUUGGAUAUAUUUGAUAUAAUACCUUGAACUGCCAGAAAAUUUAGGAGUUUCUGUGUUGAAACCUGAAGAUGUGCUUGAAGUAUGACUGGGUUUUGAGUUUGAGAGUGGGAAGUUUUCUUUUGGGGUUAGAAAGAUGGGCAUGAUAUGGGAAAUUGUCAAGUCGGGUAGUGAAAAAGUUGAGGGUUUUAAGCGUCUGCCAAGGUCAAGUGAAGUUAUGGCGUCAAUGCUUAUCCAAGCAAGUAUGUUUAAAGAAGUUGAAUUGUUGGUUUUGGAGGUGGAGAGGGAAGGAAUUUUGUUGGAUAGUCAUGGAAUUUUCUGUAGUUUAAUUGAAGGGUAUGUUGGUGUUGGUGAUCUAGAAAGUGCCAUUUUGGUUUCUGAUAAAAUGAGAGGGCAACAAUUAGUCCGAUCAUUGUCAUGUUACCAUGCUUUGAUUGAUGUUUUAAUUGAGAGGAGGCAAACUCAAUUAGCAUUCCAAGUUUACUUGGACAUGGUGGAACUGGAUGUCCAUUGGAGUGAUAAGGAGAUGCCUGCUUUUCAGAAUGUUAUAAGAUUACUUUGUGACGAUGGAAGGGUUCAGGAAGCGAGAAAUCUAUUUACGAAGGUUUUAUUGCGAUUCAAGCCUAGCAGUUUAGUUAUUAAUGAGAUUGCUUGUGGAUUAGUGAGAAGAAAGAUUUUGAAGAUUUGCUGAGGUUUUUGGUUGAAUUAAAGUGUGUACCAGAUAUCAUU